Messenger RNA from Diatraea saccharalis (sugarcane borer), 555 nucleotides. NCBI's taxonomy places the organism in Eukaryota, Metazoa, Arthropoda, Insecta, Lepidoptera, Crambidae. The record is from the annotation of a GenBank genome assembly.
AUGGCAGAGGUGUCAUUUCCUGGUCAACACACAACCACUACCACUGUGACAUCGAGCACCAUAGUUCAGACUAACAUUAGGUUUGAUCCUCAAUAUCUCAAGACCAUACCUGGAAUACUUAAAGUCAUACAAGUGCUCUGCAGCCUGCUCGGGUUCAUAUGCAUCCAGGUGUCGUAUCUGAGCACCCGCGGCAGGGGCGCCUACUUCAGCUGGAUCUCGAUGAUAGCGUUCUGGUUCACGGGCAUCCUUCUCGGCAUGUACCUGUUCCACCUGGUGGAGAAGUUCUACAAGAUCCCAUGGCUCAGGAUGGAGUUCGGAUUCUGCACCCUGUGGACCUUCUUGUAUCUGCUAGCCGCUAUUUUAGCUGUCACGGUGCACGAUAACCCACAUUCGGCGGCCGCGUUCUUCGGAUUCGUGGCGAUGUUCGCGUACGCGAUCGACGCGUACGUGAAGUGGCGCGCGGUGCAGGGCGGCGGGCUGGCGCAGGGCACGCGCGUCGUGGCCAAGCAGACCGCCGCCGCCCUCGAGGCGCCGCCGCCCAGGGAGGGGUACUAG